Molecule: messenger RNA, 1341 nt
Organism: Neohortaea acidophila
Lineage: Eukaryota; Fungi; Ascomycota; Dothideomycetes; Mycosphaerellales; Teratosphaeriaceae
Product: amino acid transporter
Exons: 5
Coding region: 1-1341 (446 amino acids)
Biological process (GO): amino acid transmembrane transport
Cellular component (GO): vacuolar membrane
Molecular function (GO): amino acid transmembrane transporter activity
Source: RefSeq, a predicted model, not a curated record
AUGUCAUCGAAGAAGGAAGCCGUGGUCUCACUCCACGUCCAACACGAUAAUGCAGGUGACGACCAUGGAGACGUCUUCGGCAACGAGGAGCAUCAUGAUAUCAAAUACAAGACAAUGUCAUGGCAGCUGGUUGCCAUUCUCAUGCUGGCGGAGAUUGUGAGCAAUGGAAUGCUAUCGCUGCCAUCUUCGCUGGCUACUGUAGGCUUGGUCCCAGGCGUCAUCCUUAUCGUCUUUUUGGGCAUCUUCGCAACAUAUACCUCCAUCAUUCUUGUCCGCUUCAAGCUCCGACAUCCCAAAGUCCACAACAUGUCGGAUGCUGGUGGCAUUUUAUUUGGCCCCGUGGGCCGCGAGCUCUUCGCCUUCGGGACGAUGUUGUUCGCCAUACUCCUGGCAGGCGGACAGAUGCUCUCGGGCCAAAUCGCUCUGUCGGCCAUCAGCGACAAUGCCAUCUGCAACGUCUCCUUCGCCGGCAUCUUCUGUGCUGCAACCUUUAUUUGCUCGCUCCCGCGGACGUUCGGCCGGAUGGGGUGGAUUUCGAUCCCGAGCGUCAUCUGCAUUUCGGUGGCUGCGGUUGUUGGGAUGGUGGGUGCGGGUGUACACCCCGUUGCUGGUCGGAGUGUGGUGGCUGCUCGCAGCUCUAGCUUCUCCACUGCUUUCUUUUCCAUCACCAACCCGGUCUUUGCUUACUGCGGUCAUUUCAUGUUCUUCUCUCUGAUGUCUGAGAUGAGAAAUCCAAAGGACGGUAUCAAAGCCGCAUACACCCUUCAAUCCGUGGCAACAACGUACUACGCAGUGUUUGCAGCCGUGACAUACGCCUUCAUCGGCAGCAACGUAGCCUCCCCGUCCUUCUCCUCGCUCGCGCCCACCUGGAGGAAAGCAGCCUACGGCAUCGCACUUCCCAACCUCUUGAUUGCCGGCGCCUUGUACUCGCACACUGCCAGCAAGGUCCUUUUCCUUCGAAUCUUUCGCCGUUCUCGCCACCUUCACGAUCACACGUGGCUCGGGUGGACGGUCUGGGUGGGCUUGAUUGCCGUGAUCAAUGUCGCUGCUUUCCUCCUCGCGGUCGGAGUGCCGAUUUUCAACUACCUGAUUGGCAUUGCUGCGUCUCUUUUCGCGGCGUGGUUCACUUACGGGAUCGCCGGCAUGUUUUUCCUGUACGAUGCCUACCACGACGGACAAGGAGCGAGAUCGUGGUGGCGGCAGCCUUUGCAAACUGCUCUGGCGAUCUUCACGGUCCUUGCAGGGCUCUUCAUCUGCGUCGCUGGUAUUUAUGUCACCAUCCUUGCGAUCGUCGAUGCGUACGCCGAUGGCAGCAUCGUGGGCCCCUUUAGCUGUGGUUGA